This is a messenger RNA of Vanrija pseudolonga, 351 nucleotides long. RefSeq lists its product as uncharacterized. The record is from RefSeq and is a predicted model, not a curated record. The transcript has 2 exons. Bases 1 to 351 code for a protein of 116 amino acids. Lineage: Eukaryota; Fungi; Basidiomycota; Tremellomycetes; Trichosporonales; Trichosporonaceae.
AUGUUCGCUGCCCUCGCCCUCCUCCUCGCUGCGCCCGCCCUCGCCUCCUGGGGAGACUACUGCAACUCUGAUGGCCUGCCUGGCGUCUGCGUCUGGCGCAACGAGUGCCUCCAGUACCCCAAGGCCUACCCGUACGCGGGCUACUGCCCCGGCACCCCCGCCGAGGUGCAGUGCUGCUACGUCCCCAACUGUGCCAUUGUCGAGGACAACCGCUGCCCCGGCGACCAGAGCGUCAAGUGCCACGUCGUGUCGGGCAAGUGUGCCAUUGUUGCCGAUGGCCAGUGCCCCGGCGGGUCAAACUACAAGAAGAUCCUCGGGUUCUACGGUAACGGCAAUGUCAAGUGCUCGUAG